Molecule: messenger RNA, 5666 nt
Organism: Anas platyrhynchos (mallard)
Lineage: Eukaryota; Metazoa; Chordata; Aves; Anseriformes; Anatidae
Gene: GPR83
Product: G protein-coupled receptor 83
Biological process (GO): neuropeptide signaling pathway
Cellular component (GO): plasma membrane
Molecular function (GO): neuropeptide Y receptor activity
Source: RefSeq, a predicted model, not a curated record
CAAACUUCCAAUCCGCCUGCCCAAGGAAAGCUCAAAUGUUUAGCAGAGCUACGGUCAAUCAAAGGUUGUUUCCUUGGAAAUGGGGUGCAGAGUGCACAGUGUGCAAUUUGGCUUUUUAAAUAUUCCUUUUCUUGAAUGUUUCCAAAUUGCAUUUUGUAGUUUGGGUGUUUUUUUUUCAUACUUCUGUUACAGCUGUUUUUUCUAUGCCUAUUUUCCUAAAUCACAGCUUCAGUGGAGAGAGCUGUCAAACAGAUGCUUAGGAUGACUCGGAUUAUCUGAAAUCUUGAACUGUAUAGCUUUAUUUCAAGUGCUUUCCAAAUACUUUUUAUUUUACAAAGUACUUCAGUUCACUUCACAGAUGUCUUCUACAAAAAAUAAAUACAUCUUUUUAUAUAUCAUUAAAUCAUGCCGUUCCUGUACAGCUACUUCCUUUUGCCCUCAGUGGAUGACAGCUGGGGAUGGCAGUGCAUGGUGAAAUCAGCAGAAGCAGGUGCCGAGCUGUGUUCUGCUGCUUCCCUCACAGCUACUACAGCCUUUUCUCUCACAGGCCAUGAGCAGCUUGUGUGCAAAUGUCCAAAACUAAUGGAGCAUCUGUUCCUGCACAAGCAGGUGCUGCUUGUGGUGGGCCUGUUGCUGAGCCGAUUUCUCUAAUCACAUCUUCAUACACGGGUAGUUUGUGAAGGCUGAGCCCGCUUCAUCCUGCUUUUUUUACAAAAAGAAAUAUAACCAAUGUUUUGUUUUUGUUGUAGGCUUAUAAAAACUUUUCUGCAAGACUGAUUUGCUAGGUGAAGUAUUUCAAUCGCAUCAGGAAACAAUAGUGGUAUAAUACAGGGUUGCCUUUUUUUUUUUUAGCCAAUUGUAUCUUGUGUGAAAUGGAAGCUAUUGCAAUUUCUGUAGCAUGUCUUUGUUUCGAAACAGUUAAUAGCUUCAACCAGCACUCUGUCCUAGAUCUGUCUGAUCAUGAGUCUGGUGCUGGUGGGUUGUUUUGGGGUUUUCAUUGUUUUUAGCUUUGGUUUUUGUUUGUUUCUCAGAGACCAGGUAAGAACUUUCAAAACUUCUGAAUGCUUCGAAAGGGAAAUACCACACCCUGCUGUGAUCCUUCCUUACCUUCCCAGAAAGACAGAAAAUAAAGCAGUAGCUACAUCAGUAAAUGUUUGUUACUUGUGGAUUGAGCUAGAAGAGUUCUGAGGAUGCUCAUGCCGUAGCAUGUUUUGCUUUGAAAGUUUUAUAUGGCUUUUUAACUCCUGAAAUUGUUAAAAGGAAACAAACACGUAAACACAAAUUUCUGUUAAGAUUUUCCUUUUAGACAGAGGCACAAGUUCUGGAGGGAUGAAGGUUUUGUUCUCCCCUAACACAUCCCUUGACAUACUGACAGCCAGUUGUCCUGGUGAAGUUUGGAGACAAAGCAGAUGAGCUCCUGAGGAGGUCUUGACAGGUAGGUUGUCAGGAACGCUCCCGGCUGUCAGCCUGCAGGAGCAGUGCUGCUCUGUACCUCCAGCCUGCCUUCUGCUUAAUAAAGGAAAUCAUUGCAGGCGAUGCUAUCAACCUCUAAUCAUCUGGCAAAUAUGCAAAUUACUUAAAUGAGUCUUAUCUCUGAGAGAACAGCUGUACCUGCAUUUCCUGCCUUCAAAACAUAAUAAAUAAAAAUCAGCUUGAGAACUAGAAAAAAAAAACAUCUAAGGCAGAGUAGGCUUUUUGAGCAAAGGUGGAAGCCAGCGCCUUUUGCAUGUACAGCACGCUUUGGGAUCGGAAAGGUGGCUGCAGAAAAAGACAGAAGGACCAAGACCUUCGUGUCGCACUGUGAGGGGAUUUGUGUUUCCCUGGCAGCAUCAAGGGGCAUUCAGCUGGCUGCCACCUUCAGCGCUCUGCUACGGGUGGGUAUUUCUGAGCGGGACAAUUACAGAAAGAGCUCCUCCUGGGCAGCUUUUUGGCAGUGACUGAUGCUGGCAGCAGCUUGCAGGGGAGCUCUGGGGAUGGGACGUGGCACCUGCCCAGCUCUGUUGGCCUCCUGAGGGGUGGUGAGGAGAAAAACCACCUGGAUUAGGUUGCUGUGGGAUCCUGGGCUGUGAAUGAAUGGCUAAAUAAAGCAUCGUGCAUAUAAAACCUGCUCUGGCUGGGGUUAGUUGGCACCAUCCCAGCAGAUUUUUCCCCAGCUGUCCCAUUUCAGCGUGCCAGCUCUGGUAGGGCAGGUUUGUAAUCCCUGAAGCCUUAAGCCAGGGAAAAUUUAGAUCAGUGGGGCAGCACCUUGCACACGUGUGUAUUUUCACCAGCAUGGAUGCGUGUGCUUCUCUGUGGUGCUCAGGGCUUAUUCCUUUGGCCAAGAGGAAAUCCCAGCCAACAGAUUUAAAUAUUCCCCUCCGAGGGGAAAAAACCCUUCGGAAAAAUGCCGUGAGUACAGUGCAAGCAGUGUACGUACACAGAUUUCCUCUGUUCUGUGCUGGUUUGUGACUGCUGAGCUGUGCCACAGCCUGCAACUCGCCUGUCGCUCCUUUCAAGCCGAACUUCACUUUGAAACCAGUCCUGGAAGGCAGCAGGGCUGCUGCUUGCACCGCUGCUCACGAACAGCACCGGAGCAGCACGAGCAGGGCUGCCGGGAGCGAAAAAGGCUGCUGAGGACCGCAGAGGCUGGCAUUGCCUUUCACGCGGAGUGCUGGGGGUGUAAUCGCACGGCACAGCAGCGCGUCAGAGCCGGGGCGAUGCUACGCAGCCCGGUGGGCAGGCAAGCGGGCAGUGAGCUUCUGCGAGAGCACAGAGCCUGCUGGAGCAGCAAAAGUGGCGAGGAGCCGAGCAGGAGAGGAGCCCUGGUGCAUGGCGAGCCUCCCCGCCACAGCACGGGCUGCAAACGGGGCAGAUCCCAGGCAGCACGCAGCAUCUCCUCGGGGAUGUUGUCCCUUUUCGUCUCUCUCUCCCUCCCCUACUUCAUUAAUGCCUUCACAACCUCGGGGAAGUUGCCCUUCAACAGAAGCCUGGAGGAGUCUUUGGGUAUCCCGACCGCUUUGGAUUCAUUUCCCUGGGAUAACGAGACGCUGGCGGGCUGGCAGACCCUCGUGGGCAGGAGCCGGCACAGGGUGGACACACAGCACGUGGCGGCCAAAGCCCUGCUGGUCGCGGCGUACUCCGUCAUCAUCGUCAUCUCUCUCUUCGGCAACGUCCUCGUCUGCCACGUCGGCGUCAAGAGCAGGCGCCUGCGGUCCGCCACCAGCUUGUUCAUCGUCAACUUGGCCGUGGCCGACAUCAUGAUCACGCUUCUCAACACGCCUUUCACGCUGGCUCGCUUCGUGAACAGCUCGUGGGUAUUCGGGAAGGGGAUGUGCCACGUCAGCCGGUUUGCCCAGUACUGCUCCCUCCACGUCUCUGCCUUGACCCUCACGGCCAUCGCCGUGGACAGGCACCAGGUUAUCAUGCACCCUCUGAAGCCUCGCAUAUCUACUGCAAAAGGUGUUAUCUACAUCUCCAUAAUUUGGGUCAUGGCGGCUUGUUUUUCCCUCCCACAUGCCAUCUACCAAAAACUCUUUACUUUUGAAUACAGUGAGGACGUUACCAGGUGCCUGUGUCUCCCGGAUUUCCCUGAGCCAGCCGACCUCUUUUGGAAGUACCUCGACCUGACCACCUUCAUUUUGCUCUACGUCCUGCCCCUGGUGAUCAUCUCGGCCGCCUACGUGACGGUGGCCAAGAAGCUCUGGCUGCGCAACGCCAUCGGGGAUGUCACCACCGAGCAGUACUUCGCCCUUCGCAGGAAGAACAAGAAGACCAUCAAGAUGCUGAUGCUCGUGGUCGUCCUCUUUGCCGUCUGCUGGUUUCCCUUAAACUGCUACGUCGUCCUCCUCUCCAGCCAGACCAUCCGCACCAACAACGCCCUCUACUUCGCCUUUCACUGGCUUGCGAUGAGCAGCACCUGCUACAACCCCUUCAUCUACUGCUGGCUCAACGACAGUUUCCGAUCGGAGCUGAAGGCUUUGCUCCACAUCUGCAGAAAACCUCCUGGCCCCGCAGAGCAGAGGCUUCCCUCCGCGCUCCCUUCCUACCGGCUGGCUUGGCCAGAAAACGGCACCUUCAGAAGGUUGCAGGCCUCUCACGUCCUGCCCUCGGCCUCCAACAUCCCAUCAGGAAAGACAGAUAUCUCUGCAGUGGAGCCGAUAGUAGCCGUGAGCUAAACGGUGGCCCUGGGGUGUCGAGAAGGACCUCAAUUUUGGCUGGAGCUAGGAAGGGGGGAAGAUGUGGGGCCCUGCAUGGUGGCUGUGGCAGCUCCAAGCCUGGCUGUGUGAGAGGCAGCAUGAAGGAGCUGCAUCUUCGAUGCAGGCUGAUGGUAAUAAUACACAGCCCUGGAAGGGAAGGAAGGAAACUCUUGCCGGGAAGGAGCUCUCUUUUUGUCUUGGUCGCGUUGACAUCGGACCUGGCAGCAGGGAGGGAUUCUCUGCAUGUACACUGCUGUUAUCUGCAUGACUGAGUCUUUUUGCUGCUGGGGUGGUGCGUGUAUUUUGUAUUUAAAUGCUAAAGCAACAGCCUGGUCACAUCGAGCCUCCAUCCCCCUUAGUCUCUCGGUAGCACUGCAGAAAUGGCAGAUGUAGACCCACAGGCCUCUGGCUUAAAUCCCGUGCACUUGGGUGGGAGACAUCUCUUCCUACAGGGUUAAGGGUCAAGGUCUGCUCAGUAUGAGUAAAAAAAAAAUACAUCUUAAAAAUCCAUUUUUUGUGUGUUAAUACCUUCCGAGAGGUGGAGGGCUAGACAGCUACUGAAAAUUAAAGUGGUCUUUCGCAUCACAGGCACUUUUUCUAAGGUAGCACUGAAGAAAAAUCGCUGCUUAUUCUUUGUGUGAGUGGAUGGCAAACACCAACCUGGUGGCUCAGCAUCUGUUGUCAGUGCUAAAUCACCCAGAAUUUUACCUUCAUAAAAUAGUCAUGAAUAUGCAUAAAGCUUUUCUUCAACUAGAGAACUAAAACCUUAACAAAAACUAUUGAAAGCCAUGGAUUUACCAUCCACAGAGCAUCGAUGAUGAAUCGCUUAAUCUGAGUUGGGAUUAGGACCUUUUGAUCAGAGCAUCUCUGUGUUGUUCUCAAGUGGUAGCUAAAGGAUCCCACAGUUUGAGUUUUUAAUUUGUCUUUGAAUGUUGCUCUCUUGUCCUGUAAAGCACCUGGGGACUUCUCAGAUCAGACAUUUGGGACAUUUUAUCUUAGCUCAGAUGUUAGCUCUUUGGAAUCAGUUCAUAAAUAAACUGCUUUGAUGAUAUCUGUGAUAGCAAGUAAUAAAAGAAGAACAUUUCUUGGCGAGAUAUCCCCUGGUCAACGCACAAUUUUAGUGCAUUUGAAGAUGAGUGAGAUGUGUUCUUUGUGGGAUGGCUGUUAAGAAAUUGAUGUGACUGCAGCUGUCUGGAGUAUUUUGCAGAACUCAGUGUUCUUAACAGAAAAAUAUCUGGUUCUGAAUGAGAAAAAAACAUAUAGGGGCAUUCCAAAAUGUACCUUGUAUUACACAGGGAAGCAAUAACUUUUCCUGUGCUGUGGAAAUUAGCUUGAAUGUCCCACCAGGGUGCCACAUUCCACAUUCGACUUGCAGCAGCCAGCAGAGAAGUGAGGAAAAUCUUCUUUUUAUAAAUGGGAAGAAAAAUAAAAAGAGAGAGAAAAAAAAAACUGUUUUUCCUAAUGUCCUGUAAUAAACUUAUUCUGAAAUCA